Molecule: messenger RNA, 4163 nt
Organism: Dreissena polymorpha
Lineage: Eukaryota; Metazoa; Mollusca; Bivalvia; Myida; Dreissenidae
Product: oxidative stress-responsive serine-rich protein 1-like
Exons: 5
Coding region: 189-1079 (296 amino acids)
Biological process (GO): cellular response to hydrogen peroxide
Source: RefSeq, a predicted model, not a curated record
AAUGUGGAAUAUGUCUCGGGUGCAAAAUAUAUUCCGAAAAUGUAAACAAUAAUAAAUGACGUCAUAGUUACUUUCAAAAUGGCGAACGUUGCGUAAAUGUUAUCGAAAAUAUUUAUGUUUUGAUUUGUUUUUUACCUAAGCCGUAAAAGAGUUAGUGACCAGACGUGUGAGUUGUGGGCGGGUGCAGCAUGGGCGGUGAGACCUCGCAGCGGGACGACUGCUCCGACCUUCACCUCCAGACUGCCUUCAAGAAACUCAAAGUGCAAUCACAGUGGACUCUGGGCCAGUCGGCAUCUGACGUGAAGAAUGUGACAGAGCUGUGGUCGAGACACAAUAGUGCCAGUGCCUCAUCGACCAAGCAUCCUAAAGAACGGAGUGAGAGGAAAUCAGCCUGUCUCAGAAUGGAGCCCUACCCCCAGGACUUCUUGUGUUCCAUUGAGAAACUCUCCUUUCAUUCAGAAGACUGCAGAAAGAAAUCUUGCCGAUGCAGUGAACUCAGACUGAAGUCGAAGAAAAAGUUCAACUAUGCCAACGCCUCUCUUCAAUGCAGACCCAUUCUGCGUGAUGCUAAACUGAAGUUUCACCACUCUGAGAAAGACACAAAACAUUUAAUACGCGCUGCACGGCUCAAAAUUCACAAGCAGGGAAAGCUGGCCUGCGAACUUGGUACUUGCCAAAAAGUGCCGACAAACGCUUUUGCAGCAAAACAACCCCCCUUAUCUUGCCCUGUUUCCUUCCUUACCAGCACUAGUCAGUCGUCUUUGUUUGGUUCAACAAGCAAAGAAACAAUGGCAGAUUUUAGUUCCGUGUUUAGUGGUAAGAAAUCUUGUUCUGACGGUAGUUCAUCGAUCAAAACUGUCAAGUUUGGUGACCAUAGGUCCCAUUCAGGGCCGGUAAAGAGGACUCGAGACCAGGCCUGUAGUGACAGAAACAGUUACAGCGACUGCGGGAAAGAGCUCAGAUCCUCUGAGGGGGCAAGAUUGGACGAUACCAGUGUAGAUGAGCUGGCUGGGUACUUUGAAGACUUUGUGCAUAUUCCUAAGAAAAUGUCGUCAAUGGCUGAGAUGAUGUACACUUAGUUGUAAACCCUGUCAUACUUCUUUUGUUGGGGUUGUUGUAGUCACAUUGUCUGUUGAUUUGUCUGUUGGUUGGUUUGUAAGUUAGAAUAAAAUGUUGUAGGUUUUCUGAGUGAAUCACAUUCCUCCUUCAAUUAAAUUGAAGCUUCAAAUAUUUUAAUUGUGGCUACAAGUAUGUUAUCACCAUGAAGUGAAUAUGUGCGUGACACUUUUGAUGCCCAGUGACAAACACAUUAAUGAGUUAAUUGCUUAGAAAAUAUCUGACAAAGAAUUUCAUGGGUUAGUCACAAUUUUGACUAAGCUUUAGUUAUUUGUAAGGUGCAUGUAUUCUUAUAAUUUUGUUGGUUUUUGAAAAAAAAUCAAUGUGAAAAGUGUGUUCAUAUGUGUGAACAGUUGAUAAUUUACUUGGUGAGUGUGCUGAUUACUUUGACAUGGAACGGUUAUGUUGUUUGACUGUUAUGUUGUUUGACUGUUAUUUGUUUGCUGUUCUGUCACUUUGCUUGUGUUGAGCACAAUUUUUUUCAUUUUCCCUCCUUUUUAGCUCACCUGAGCACAAUGUGCUCGUGGUGAGCUUUUGUGAUCGCCUUUUUCCGUCGUCCGUUGUGCGUUGUUGGGCGUCAACAUUUGCCUUUUUAACUCUCUAGAGGGCACAUUUAUUGUCCAAUCUUCAUGAAAUUUGGUCAGAAGAUUGGUCUCAAUGAUAUCGUGGAUGAGUUCGAAAAUGGUUACGUUUGCUUGAAAAACAUGGCUGCCAAGGGGCGGGGCAUUUUUUCCUUAUAUGACUAUAUAUGGCUAUAGUAAAAUCUUGUUAACACUCUAGAGGCCACAUUUAUUGUCUGAUCUUCAUGAAACUUGGUCAGAAGAUUCAUCCCAAUAAUGUCUUGGAUGAGUUCGAAAAUGAUGCUGGUUGGUUGAAAAACAUGGCGGCCAGGGGGCGGGGCAUUUUUCCUUAUAGGCUAUAGUAAAACCUUGUUAAAACUCUAGAGGCCACAUUAUUUUCCGAUCUUCAUGAAACUUGCUCAGAAGAUUUGUCCCAAUGAUAUCUUGGAUGAGUUAAAAAAUGGUAACCUUUGCUUGAAAAACAAGGCUGCCAAGGGGUGGGGCAUUUUUCCAUAUAUGGCUUUAGUAAAAUCUUGUUAACACUCUAGAGGCCAUAUUUAUUGUCCAAUCUUCAUGAAACUUGGUCAGAAGAUUCAUCCCAAUAAUAUCUUGGACGAGCUCGAAAAUGAUGCCGGUUGGUUGAAAAACAUGGCCGCCAGGGGGUGGGGCAUUUUUCUUUGUAUGGCUAUAGUAAAACCUUGUUAACACUCUAGAGGCCACAUUUAUUGUCCAAUCUUCAUGAAAUUUGGUCAGAAGGUUUGUCUUAUUGAUAUUUUGGAUGAGUUCGAAAAUGGUUACGUUUGAUUGAAAAACAUGGCUGCCAAGGGGCAGGGCAUUUUUCCUUAUAUGGCUAUAGUAAAAUCUUGUUAACACUCUAGAGGCCACAUUUAUAGUCCGAUCUUCAUGAAACUCUGUCAGAAGAUUCAUCCCAAUAAUAUCUUGGACGAGUUCAAAAAUGAUACUGGUUGGUUGAAAAACAUGGCCACCACGGGGGCGGGGCAUUUUUCCUUAUAUGGCUAUUGUAAAACCUUGUUAACACUCUAGAGGUCACAUUUAUUUUCCGAUCAUCAUGAAACUCUGUCAGAAGAUUUGUCCCAAUGAUAUCUUGGAUGAGUUCGAAAAUGGUUUUAGUUGCUUUAAAAACAUGGCCACCAGGGGGCGGGGCAUUUUUCCUUAUAUGGCUAUAGUAAAACCUUGUUAACACUUUAGAGGCCAUAUUUAUUGUCCAAUCCUCAUGAAAUUUGGUCAGAAGAUUGGUCUCAAUGAUAUCUUGGAUUAGUUUGAAAAUAAUUAUGUUUGCUUGAAAAACAUUGCUUCCAAGGGGCGGGACAAUUUUCCUUAUAUGGCUAUAGUAAAAUCUUGUUAACACUCUAGAGGCCACAUUUAUUGUCCAAUCUUCAUGAAACUUGGUCAGAAGAUUCAUCAAGAUAAUAUCUUGAACGAGUUCAAAAAUGAUGCCGGUUGGUUGAAAAACAUGGCUGCCAGGGGGCGGGGCAUUUUUCCUUAUAUGGCUAUAGUUAAACCUUGUUAACACUCUAGAGGCCACAUUUAUUUUCCGAUCUUCAUGAAACCUGGUCAGAAGAUUUCUCCCAAUAAUAUCUUGUUAUCUCAGGUGAGCGACUUUGGACCUUUCAGGCCCUCUUGUUUUGUUACCAGUACUGUCUAACACAACUGUUCUCUAUUUUAUACUAACACAUUAUUUAACUUAUUCGUCACGUUUAAGUUUGCUGUCAGUGCUAUGUUAAUAUGAAACAUUGAGGAGUGUUUUUUGCCAUACAAUUCACCAUAUUUUGAAAAGAUUAUAAGCUUUGGUUUGUUUGUAACUUAUCUUGGUCAUUUAUUCAAAAUUAAAUAUAAUUAGUUUAUGUUGUUUUGAAAUCGCUUACAUAGACAUAUUUAUGAUAAACAUAAAUUAUUUGGCAUUAUUUUACUAACAACGUUUUUAAUCUUACAAUCUUAUUAUUUAAGUUAAACAGUAUAAUGGUCAUGCAAAUUGUUGAGGUAACAUUUAUAUAUAGUUUAAUUUAAGUGCUUAUUGUCGUCUUCAAAUAGUCUUCUAAGGCUUGACUAACAGCUUGACAUAAGUAUAACUAAGAUGCACUACAUACAUGAGAAUGAAGUUCCAUGCGUGAUUCUGCGUGUACUUCUAUUACUGUUUACUACCAUAGUAAACUUAGGUACCUUGGAAAAUCACUACAACUGCAUCUCUUAGAAUAGUUAAUUAUUUUAAAUGUUGUGUAUUAUCUAAGUUGAGAUAUUCCACUUAAAAUCAAGCAUGUACAAAAAUGACAGAUGUAGACAUCUUCAACGAAACUGUUUUCUUGUCUAAAACAAUAAGGUAUGUUGAGGGAGAAUGCAAUUAUUUAUUGGAAGUAUUUGGCAGUGUACUUUGUAAUCAGACUCUUUUGUAAAAAAAAUGUGUUAUGUAUGAUUGAAUGAAAAAUUGUCAUUACGCAGAGGUUACGAAAUAAACACUUUGUACAUACA